CUCGUGAUAUGUGAACGGGGAUUCGGGGAAGGAGGCAGCGACGGGCGGAGGGACCCGGGAGAUGAUCCUCAUCCUGAUGGGGGUCAGCGGCAGCGGCAAGACCGCUGUGGGCUCAUGUCUUGCAAAUAAGCUGGGAUGGAAAUUUUAUGAUGCUGAUGACUACCAUCCUAAAGAAAACAAAGAAAAGAUGGUGAAUGGAAUACCACUGGAUGAUGAGGAUAGAAUCCCCUGGUUGUGCACGUUGCAUGAAAUAUUAAUGAGGGAAAUUUCAUUUGGAGAAAACAUGAUCCUUGCUUGCUCUUCUCUGAAAAGAAUGUAUCGAAGAAUUCUGACUGAAUCUCUACAGUGUGAAAGCAGGCCUUCUGAAGACUAUCCUACCCAGAGCCCCUGCCACAUUUACCAUGGCUAACCACAUGACCUACACAUCCCUGGACACUACAGAGAAAUUCAGCAUAGCCAAUCCACCCAUCUUUGUGCUGUGAGAGGAAACUGGAGGAAACCCACACAGGCAGAGGGAGAAUGUGCAGACUCCACACUGUCACCCAAGGCUGGAAUCGAGCCUGGCUCCCUGGUGCUAUGAAGUAACAGUGCUAAACACUGAGCCACUAUGCUACCCCGUCCCUUACAUAAACACAACAUGUAACAGAGAAUAGCAUCAUAGAGCCCAAGUAAAAUUGAAGGCAACCAGGAAUUGGAGAAAACUCUCCUUUUGCAGAAAGGUAGGUAGCAGUUAUUAUUUGAUAGCAGUAAUCUCAUCUGGAAAAUAUCACGCGGGGUUCUUCAGUUGUGUGCAAACAUCAUCUUCAUAGUGUGACCUUCUCUAUAAAGGUGACAAGUGAGAAUAUAUGACCUUCAGUACCAUUCUACAUAUGCUUCAGUAUCUGAAGAGUUGUGAAACACCCAAGUGUUCCAGUUUAGGUUGAUAUAAAAUCCCUAUGUUACGGAAAGAGGCCAUUCAGCCCAUCAGGUCUGCACUGACUCUCAAGAGUAUCCCCCUCCAGCCCUGUAACCCUGCAUUUACAAUGGCUUAUCAACCAGCCAGCACAUCACUGGACACUACCCAGGUCCCUGGCAUUAUGAAGCAGCAGUGAUGAUAGAUGUUGAUUUCAAUUCCUGGUCUUGAGGAUCUGACAGCAUCGUCUUUGGGUACUCACAUAACUGGCUUAGAUUUUCUCAGCUUCAAAUAACUCCUUCAGGGUUCUAACCAAAAACCCGAGGUCUAGAACUUCCAAACUAAAAUCCUUGCACUGACCUUACCUUUUUGAGCUAACUGUAUGCUCCAGAACUGAUACAAUGGAUCCAGCUUCAACCAGAAUGUCUGCAUGGAACCCAAAAUGCUUUCCAAGCUAUAGAUGUUUCCGUCAGCAAAUCAAAUUAAUUCCUAUUCCUUCUAACUGAAAGCAGACUAAUGACCUUCAAGUCAUUAUUCUUUCUGUAUUUCAAAAGCUGCUAAAUUCCAAUGAGAAAACCAGGAACAUAGACUCAUUUUGAUUUGGAGAUGUCACUAAGUCAUUGAAAAGGUAGGGCUCUUGUGGCAUAGUGAGAGUGUCCUCACCUUCAAGCCAGGGGGCUGUGCUCCAGAGGUGUUUCAUAAUAAACUUGAAUAGAUUGAUUAAAACUAUCCAUCAAUGAAAUGAUCAGCAGUAUCUUGAGUGAUGAAGAACUCAAAGUACUUUAGUCUGAUUUGUCCUGUUGCUCAUUCUAGACCAGUUUAUUUAUGAGGGCACUUUGAGGCACAGGGACCAUCCUGUUCAGGAAAGUGACUGUUUGCAAUGUUAGUAAUUCCAAAAUAAAAAAAAAACUGAUUCAAAAGGUCUCCAGAAGGGAAGCAGAUCAGCUGAAAAGGCUGUCCAAUAUAAAAUUAAACAAAAAUGCAACCCUCAAACGUUGCUCAUGUUUCUGACUGAAGCUCAACAUCCACAACCUCCAUUUGAUAGAUGCAUUCUGACUCCGUGCAAGGCAAUCAGUUUAUUUUAGUUUAUUUAUCUCCAUAAAUAAUGGAGAUUUAUCAAAUGGUACAACAUCAAUUUGACUUCAGGAGGAAAAGGUUUUUAAUUAAUCAAUACAGGCUAGGUGAAGUUUGUUCAUAUUCCUCGGACUGUAAUACAUUAUAAUUAAUCAAGGUCUUACUUUCUAAAGUAAGGAACUCCUGCCCUUGUAUUAGUAGGGAACCCACUUUUAGACAAACAUUUUCUACCAUUAAACAAAGGGUAACCCAGAAACUGACCGACAGGGGCAUAUUGUCAAAUACUACUAGCAGAGUUCAAAAUUAUCACCAUUUGUUACUAGUUACUAGGAAGGUUUCAGAUGGUUUCAUAUUUUAGCAUAUUUGAUUUGGCUUCAGAGGUUAAUAGACAAGUUCUUUUGCGACAACUUGCUUGAGGUAAUUGAGCUAA
Molecule: messenger RNA, 2396 nt
Organism: Hemiscyllium ocellatum (epaulette shark)
Lineage: Eukaryota; Metazoa; Chordata; Chondrichthyes; Orectolobiformes; Hemiscylliidae
Product: probable gluconokinase
Exons: 6
Coding region: 62-409 (115 amino acids)
Cellular component (GO): cytoplasm
Molecular function (GO): gluconokinase activity
Source: RefSeq, a predicted model, not a curated record